AUGUCUGUGAGUGAGACUGAAUCAAAACUUUCUAAGAAGAAUCAUCCAGAUGCUUUGGUUUUGGAGCUUACUUGCCCCAUCUGCUUGCAGCUCUUCUCUGAGCCCGUUUCUCUUCCCUGCGGUCACAUCUACUGCUUAGCCUGCCUUCAGACCAUGGGAGAAGGCCUCGACCAACACAGCUGCCCUGAAUGCCAGGCGGUAUAUCAGGGAACCAUUGAACUUGCCAAAAGUCUCAAAAUGUGCAGCAUGGUAGAGUCCUACAAAGCCACCUCUGGGAAAAUCAGCUCCACUGCAAACCCUUCAAGUGUCAGCCAUGUUGUAGCAGUCAAGAAUCGUGAUAGCUCAGCUAAGGAUGAGUCAGAAUACCACCAGGACUUAGCAACAGCUGGGGGGAGCCAGGAGGAGUGUGCACAAUGCAAGACAAAAGAUGACAUAGACAUUGGGUCUGGAUCCACAGAGCACCCCUUUUCUUUGGAUCAAAAACAAAGCAGCAACAAGGGCAAAAUGGAAAUGGAUGAACCUAAAUUCAAACUGGCAUCUCAAGUCACAGAGCUGAAUGUCAAGUUGGAGAUGGCAGAGGGCUUCCUUAGGAAAGAGAAGGGACGGGAGUUAGAGGUGGCCACGGCUAACGCUCAGCUGAGGGAGAAAGCAUCCCAACUGUUGGAGCAAAUAAAGGAUUUGUCACAGCGCUAUAGUGUGCAGGUGAAGCAGAUGAUUGAGCAAGAGUUAGGUCCAGGCGAGGCCACUAUAGUCAGUCGAGUCAGUCAAGCCUCUGAGCUGACUAAGCAGCUGAGGCAGGCUAUGCUUAGAGCAGAGUCCCUGUUGACUGAAGAAGAUGAGACUGCAUUUAAUGACGAGCUCCAAAGCCUACAACCACAUAUUGUGGAGUUAAUGGCAAAACCACUGGGAGAAGAGGAAGACCACGUUGAAUCUAAAGUCAACCCUGCACGAGUCUGUCCCAAGCUGGAAGACAUGAGUGCUGAGCUGAGGGAAAGACUUGGAGAGAUUCAGCGCUCCCUUAGGAACACCCUCAACCCUUCAGAGGUGACCUUUGACCCAGAGACAGCCCAUCCCAACCUUGUUCUCUCAGAGGACUUGAAGACAGUGACUUUCAGCACCACGAAACAGCCCUAUCCACCCUCUCCUCAGAGGUUCAGCAGCUUCUUCCAGGUCCUCAGCACCCAGAGCUUCUCCGAAGGUGAACAUAGCUGGGAGGUAGAGCUCGAAGGCUCCCCGUGGAUCAUUGGUGUGUGCUACAGCGACAAGAUAGCACGUAGCGGGUUGCCCUCCGCUCUGGAAAGCAGCCGGAGCUCAUGGUGUCUGAUGUGGUUCAACAACCUGCUGACAGCCUUCGAGCAGGGUCAUGAUGUGCCGCUGAAGAGGACCACAGUGUCGCGCAGGCUAGAGAUCAAGCUGAGCUUCAAGACCCACAGGCUGAGCUUCUACAACAUCAGCCCCGUUAGCGGGAAAACUCAUGUGUACACAUUUAAGGCUAACCUGACUGAACCGGUGCACCUGGCUUACAGAAUGAUGUCAGGACACCCAAAAGCACGUGUCACUGUUUAUUCAUAAUCAUAACUACAUUUCUACUGCCUAUUAGCAAAUGCGUUGCAUAGAGGAACAAUGUAAUAGUAUUUAAAACACCCAAGUUGAGUCUUGAUUUGUAUGAUGAAAUAAUUUAAAGUAAUCAUAUAAGACAAUUGAAAGAAUUGAGUAAUUCUGAUGGCACUUUGGUUGUUUUGUGCGAUAGGACUGCUUCUCCACAUAUAGACAUAAAAACACAUAAAAUACAUUUGGCUGAAUUGUUCAUUGCAGUGUGCUUCAAAUAUAAUGCUCAAAUACAGUGCUCAAAGUGUUCAGAUGUCCAGAAACAUCAUUAUAUUUGUCUUUUGUGUAAUGCACUCUUAGUGUAAAGGUUCAAACAAAAAACCCAUAAACAUUGAAAAAGAAUGUUUUAUGAUGCUUUUCUAGUUCCAUCAGACAAAUAAAGUCCUUAAAAACAUAA
Lates calcarifer (barramundi perch) is the source of this 2005-nucleotide messenger RNA. RefSeq names its product tripartite motif containing 107 (gene trim107). The transcript has a single exon. NCBI's taxonomy places the organism in Eukaryota, Metazoa, Chordata, Actinopteri, Centropomidae. The record is from RefSeq and is a predicted model, not a curated record. Bases 1 to 1572 code for a protein of 523 amino acids.